AUGGCCAAGUUCUUAAAAGAGAUGUGCACUGUCAAGAGAGAAGCGAGUGUCCAUAUAAAGGCAUUUUUGACCCAACAAGUUAGUUCCAUAAUCUCACAAAAGUACCCAGUCAAAUUUAAAGAUCCUGGUUGUCCUACUUUCACAUGUGUUAUAGGUAGCCAAAAGAGAGAAAAUGCUCUUUUAGAUCUUGGGGCUAGUGUGAAUAUUUUACCGUUCUCGGUAUAUGAACAACUUGGACUAGGUGAGAUGAAACCAACUAGGAUAACACUACAGUUAACCGAUAGGACAGUCAAAAUCCCACGUGGAAUUAUUAAAGACGUUUUGGUUCAGGUAGAAAACUUUAUCUAUCCAGUUGACUUUGUGAUUUUAGACACUCAACCUGUCUCUAGUCAAGAUAUCAAUAUCCCAAUCAUCCUAGGUCGUCCAUUUCUAGCAACUGCAAAUGCAGUCAUACAUUGUCAAACUGGUCUAGUAGAAUUUUCAUUUGGGAAUCAGAAAAUCUCUGUGAACGUUUCUAAGGCGUUACAAGCCCCACCUGACCCCGAACACUAUGAGUCUAUAUGCAUGAUUGAUUCUCUAGUUGAGAAUACCUUUACCACCAAUAGUGUUAGCGAUCCUUUAGAGGCAUGCUUGGCCCACUUUGGAGCCUACUAUGAUGAGGAUAGUCAUUUUGAAAAAAUUAAUGCGUUGUUAGAUUCUGCGCCAGUAAUGAAUUAUGGAAAAUGGCAGCGUAAACCAGAACCUCUUCCGCCAACCAUAGAUAAACCCCUCCCAUCAUCAGUUAAGGCACCCACCCUUGAAUUAAAGCCGCUACCAGAUACACUGAAAUAUGUAUUUCUUGGUAAUGAGAAUACUCUUCCUGCCAUAAUUGCCUCUGACUUAGAGCCCUAUCAGGAAAGUAGACUAGAUAGUGUUCUCCGAGAGCACAAGACUGCAAUAGGGUGGACUAUAGCAGAGUAG
Papaver somniferum (opium poppy) is the source of this 960-nucleotide messenger RNA. RefSeq lists its product as uncharacterized. The transcript has a single exon. The record is from RefSeq and is a predicted model, not a curated record. Lineage: Eukaryota; Viridiplantae; Streptophyta; Magnoliopsida; Ranunculales; Papaveraceae. Bases 1 to 960 code for a protein of 319 amino acids.